AUGGCGAUGGCGCUCGUCUUACGCCACGCCUUGCUCUUGGCAAGCGCAGCCGCAGCAGCAGCAGCCAUGGACAACGCAACAGGUGACAGCAGCAGCAACACCACCACGUCCCCCGUCCUGUGCAACGGCGCCGAGUGCGAGCCACCGGGGAAGCCACUACCGAUCUACGGCUACCCGCCUCCGGCGCCGUCGCUGCCUUCCGCGCCGCCGACGACACCUUCGGCCCCUGGGUCACAGACGCCGUGCACGCCCGUGGCCGUAGUCUGCUGCGGCGGCGCAGGGGGUCAGUACAUGCCACAGCAACCAAACUACUAUGGGCCUCCUACCGGCGGCUACGUGCCCUACUACAACGCCUCUGCUUCGCCUCCUGCGUUGCUUGCUCCUAUUACUCUCGUUGGCUACUACGCGAUGGUUGCUUGCAUCUUCUUACUGUGGCUUGUGGUGUAG
Panicum hallii is the source of this 447-nucleotide messenger RNA. Its product is annotated as H/ACA ribonucleoprotein complex non-core subunit NAF1-like. The record is from RefSeq and is a predicted model, not a curated record. The transcript has a single exon. NCBI's taxonomy places the organism in Eukaryota, Viridiplantae, Streptophyta, Magnoliopsida, Poales, Poaceae. Bases 1 to 447 code for a protein of 148 amino acids.